This is a messenger RNA of Haliotis rufescens (red abalone), 1754 nucleotides long. RefSeq lists its product as uncharacterized. NCBI's taxonomy places the organism in Eukaryota, Metazoa, Mollusca, Gastropoda, Lepetellida, Haliotidae. Bases 21 to 1754 code for a protein of 577 amino acids. The record is from RefSeq and is a predicted model, not a curated record. The transcript has 7 exons.
ACACAAAUAAUCUCUUAACCAUGAACACAUCACAUGGCGAGUUUUUCCGGAUUAUAUCAUAUUUUCUCAUAUGGAUUGAAGUCACCAAUGCAAGCAUUAGAUUUGGACGUCUUGUACAUAAAUCGGAAGCUUACGAUGACAGAUUGCUGAAUCUUGAAUCCAAAUGGACUCAUGAGGUGUCUACACUACUUAACUGUGUCUCAAUAUGUUCCUUGGAUGAACUGUGUGUUAGUUUCCAAUUUAACGAGGCUGAUGCAAUUUGCGCCGGCUACGUGGUCAACUCUGCCAGUAGUCCAAGCAGCGUCAGAAGCCCAGGCUAUGUGAUGUUUGACAUGGGACGAUCUCCCCAGACAUUUGGCUCCAGCUGUUCCGUUGAUGGUGAUUGCACUUUCAAAAGACACACUUCCUGUGUGGCGGGAUUCUGCCAGUGUUCCACCUCACGGACAGGGGACGAGUGUGAAGGAGUGACAGGCGUUCAAACGACAGCCAUUGGAACACAAACGGCAACCACAACCGACCCUGCAGCGAAGACAACCAACACUGCAGCACAGGCAACCACCACUGCAGCGCAGACAACCACCACUGCAGCGCAGACAACCACCACUGCAGAACAGGCAACCACCACUGCAGCGCAGACAACCACCACUGCAGCGCAGACAACCACCACUGCAGCACAGGCAACCACCACUGCAGCGCAGACAACCACCACUGCAGCACAGGCAACCACCACUGCAGCGAGGGCAACAUCCACUGCAGCGCAGACAACCACCACUGCAGCACAGGCAACCACCACUGCAGCACAGGCAACCACCACUGCAGCGCAGACAACCACCACUGCAGCACAGGCAACCACCACUGCAGCGCAGACAACCACCACUGCAGCACAGGCAACCACCACUGCAGCACAGGCAACCACUACUGCAGCACAGUCAACCACCACUGAAGCACAGGCAACAACCACUGAAGCACAGGAAACCACUACUGCAGCGAAUGACUGCGGGAGUUGUACCGUGAUCCCUGGCAUUGCAUGUACUACAAAUGUAGACUGCAUUGAGCCUAACAGCUUUUGCCAAGGAGGGAACUGCCACUGCCUGUUGAACACAACGCUUGUUUCAAAAGGCACCUUGUUUCUUUGUGAAUACGCGCAGCCCACCUGUGGCAGCGGGAGCAACUGUGCCGGUCUGGUUAACUCAGCAUGUGAAGGUGGCGUGUGUACCUGCAGCAUCGGAUAUAACUAUAGCCCCAUCUCAAACGCCUGUGACAAUGUUAAAAAUUGUACAGAAUUCCUGGACACAUUUACAGUUUAUUUGGGAUUCUACAGCUUUUAUUCUGAAGACGAGAGGCGCCCAGUGGGAUCCAUGCAGGAGUGUUCGGACAUGUGUGUCGGCUCCACAACCAUCACCUGCAAGAACUUUGAAGUGAAUGCAGUUACUGUAUUAAUACAAACAUGCUACUUGCACCAGACAACGUGGUUUGAAUUUCCAGCUUCGCUGCAAUCAUUAUUACUAGGUCUCUUCAACCACCAUCAGCGUAACUGUGAUUGGAAAGCAGUGACCGUUGACACUGCCUGCAGAGCUAAUGUUGAUUGUUCCCCGUUGACUAACGCCCAAUGCUCCGCGGGGAACUGCGCAUGCAACACCGACCACCGCCUUGUCCCCAGGGUCAAUAAAUGUCUCCCAUUUCAAGGUAUACAACGUCAGUUCCAUAUCAAUGCUCAUGGCAUUCACCUACAUCUGGUAGAAUACGUCAUCUGA